Camelina sativa (false flax) is the source of this 472-nucleotide messenger RNA. NCBI's taxonomy places the organism in Eukaryota, Viridiplantae, Streptophyta, Magnoliopsida, Brassicales, Brassicaceae. The record is from RefSeq and is a predicted model, not a curated record.
GUUUACAGACAGCGAAAAAAGUGGUGCUGCAAAAAUCAAUGAGAUGUUUUCAAUCGCGAGACGAAAUGCACCUGCUUUUGUGUUUGUGGAUGAAAUAGAUGCUAUUGCUGGUAGGCAUGCUAGAAAAGAUCCACGAAGAAGAGCAACUUUUGAAGCUUUAAUUGCGCAGCUCGACGGGGAGAAGGAAAAGACAGGUAUCGAUAGGUUUUCCUUGAGACAAGCUGUGAUAUUUAUAUGUGCCACCAAUAGACCUGAUGAACUCGACCUUGAGUUUGUCCGUUCUGGACGUAUUGACCGUCGGCUGUAUAUUGGUUUGCCUGAUGCAAAACAAAGGGUGCAAAUAUNUAUUGAUAGAAACGCUAGGAUUCAGACAGAGGCAAAGAAGAAACUAAGCCAAGAUCUGGGUGUCUCUGGUCAGUAUACAAUCAUUAAGAUGGAUACAUCUGAUUUGCAUCUUAUAAUAUGGGCAUAG